CAAAAAGGUGCUCCUUGAGUCAAUGUUCUUUUGUUCUUACUCUUUUGUCAUGAUCAUAUGGACUUUGGACCUUCUCUUCUCCUUAUUAGAAACCUAUGAUUACUCGCAAAACUUGAAUCGCUUCUUUUCACUCCACCAUCAUCUCACAGCCUCCAAACAACCUUCUCGUACCAAUGACUCAAUCAAAAACUCGAUUUAUCAUCUUCAACAAGAAUACAAUCUUCGAGCCUGAUUUCUCUGAAGAGAGAAGACCGAAAAAGAGAGCUAGAGUUGAAGAUGAAGAGAGCGAUGGACUUAGUGGACUUUUCCGCGAUUCUCAAUAUUAUGAUUCGAGAUCAUCGGAUGCAUGCGUUAUUUUGGCUGAUGAUACAUUGUUCAGAGUCAAGAUAAAGACCCUCUCCAAGGUUUCUCUCCGCCUACAUGUCUUGGUGGAUGGUACCGAAAAUAGUGGUGACUAUAACCCAGUACGCCUGGACGCCGAACCAGACGAAUUUCGUGCUCUUUUGUGGGCGAUACACGCCUCACCAGACGAACUCAAUCAGCCGAUUGCAGAUAUAUCGGGUCUCAAGAAAUUUUGUUCGCUUGCCAAUUUUUCUCGUGCUUUCAAGUGUAUAUCUCAAGAACCCUUUGCUUUAUCUACCAUCCACGAUUCCUUGGAUCAUCCCUUCUUCGACACCUGUUCUUCUCCCACCUUGCAGCUUGUAGCAGAAACUGCUCUUAGAUGUGAAGCUCCUAUUCUUCUCGAUGCCAUCGUUAGCAGAUGGAUCAAACGCAUCCAGCGUCAUGAAGCCCCAUGCGUUCCAGCAAUAAUCACCGCACAUGAUCUACACAUUCCUCGAUUGAGUGGUGCGGCAUGCUAUGCUCACCUGCAAGAAGUUGCUGAGCAUUCCACCACCGUUUCGGAAGGAGCUACACAUUUCCAUAUGGACCCAAAACUCGAUAUGGCACAAAGAGUGCGCCUAUUCGCCGGGCACUGGUCCUUGGUCAACUUCUGGGAGCAGUUUCGUCGCCAUCCGCUCAAGUUUGUUUCCUGCGAUCAUGUUGAAUGCUUACGCAUUUGGGAACGUCGUUGGAGUGUAGCAUUGGGUGGGCGAAAGAUCUUGUGUGUUGGGCAGGUGGAUGUAUUGGGUUUGAUGCGGACGAUGCGAGAGCUGCUGGCUGUUGAUAAGGACUUGGAUUCAAUGAAGUCAAAAUGCAAAGAGAAAGCUUUAGAGUCAAUGAGUGAUGUUUGGAAACAACUAAAUGCCACAUUAGGCGACCACUUCACCGAUUCAGUGUGAUCAGGAGUGGUCUCCCUCUUUGUUGCACGAAUGGUGCACGAAUGGUAUUGUAAACCACAUACAAUUUUUGAAAGAAUGAAAGAGAAGGGGCGAGCACAUGGAAGUUAUA
Lentinula edodes (shiitake mushroom) is the source of this 1389-nucleotide messenger RNA. RefSeq lists its product as uncharacterized. Bases 174 to 1280 code for a protein of 368 amino acids. NCBI's taxonomy places the organism in Eukaryota, Fungi, Basidiomycota, Agaricomycetes, Agaricales, Omphalotaceae. The transcript has 3 exons. The record is from RefSeq and is a predicted model, not a curated record.